This is a messenger RNA of Cokeromyces recurvatus, 697 nucleotides long. RefSeq lists its product as uncharacterized. Gene Ontology annotation, cellular component: cytosol. The transcript has 9 exons. Gene Ontology annotation, molecular function: cysteine-type endopeptidase inhibitor activity. The coding region runs from base 1 to 576 and encodes 191 amino acids. The record is from RefSeq and is a predicted model, not a curated record. Lineage: Eukaryota; Fungi; Mucoromycota; Mucoromycetes; Mucorales; Mucoraceae.
AUGCUUAAAUGCAAUCCAUUGACUUACUGUUUCUUGAAGCAUAAUUCAAUCGUUCCUAGUACAGUUGGUUGCCUGCUUCAAAGACGAAGAAUAAAAGCAUUUUCCCAUUUGUAUAACAUAAAUACCAGUUAUAGCUUAAAAAUUCCUUUGUUAAGGACCUGUCUCAAUUUCAACGGAAUUUUCUAUAUUAUUCAGUCGGACAAUGAAAUGUCUGACGUUAAUCAUAACAAUAUGGGUCCAGUUCGUCCUGCUGACGAAGAAGGAAAAGCGGUUUUCCAUGAAGUGAAAGAAGAAGUUAUUAAAAAGCUUCACGAGCUUAACCAUUUAGAUAAUGUUCAUGGUCUUCAUGAAAUGGAUGAUUUAAAGCGAAUUGAAUGCUAUAUUCUAGUCGAAUAUGCUACCGAAGAUGUCGCUUAUGGUAUCAAUUAUUUCGGAAAAAUUCAUUUAGGCAAUGAGAAAUAUAUCCAUGUUCGAGCCCAUAAAUCAAAUGAUGGAGAUGUUGACUUUUAUUCUAUAUUGACUGAUGGAACUGCUAUUUGGUCCCGAGACGAGCCUUUAAAAUAUUUCAUUGAUUAAAAUUCAUAUGAUAUAAUUUUGUUAUUACCCAUUAUUGUAGCUCUUAUAAUUAAAUAAUGAGUGUGUCAUAAGUUAUCUUUAUUUAUGAAUAAAAAAAAAAAGCAAAUACUUAAACCAUGUA